UCCGCGGAGAAGCAGGCGGCGGCGUCGCAGCGGUCCGCGGAGAGCGCCUUUCGGGCUUUGUUCAGUGGAUGUGAAUGAACCGCGCAUCACCUGCUCCGGAAAUGUGGACGGAUUUAAGGUCUCUGGUACUUUUUCCUCUGCUGCUCCUGAGGCUUCCGACUCUGGAAGCCACGGAUGAGUGCGAGGAUGGACAGUUCCAGUGCAACAAUAAGAGGUGCAUUCCCACCAUCUGGAAGUGUGAUGAUGAUGACGACUGUUCGGACAACAGCGAUGAAGAAAACUGUCCGAGGAAAACAUGCGCCGCCGCAGAGUUCGCCUGCUUGAACGGUCAGUGCGUUCCGGGACGUUGGCGCUGCGAUGGAGAACCAGAGUGCCCGGAUGGCUCCGAUGAAGCUGAGGAAACAUGCAGCAAGCAGACGUGCCCCCCAGAGAAGUUUGACUGUGGCGGAUCCACCAACAAGUGUGUGUCUCUGUCAUGGAAGUGUGACGGUGAGAAGGAUUGUGAGAAUGGAGCGGACGAGGAGGACUGUGCGGCAGACGCCAAGGCCUGCCCCAGAGGCGAGUUCAUGUGCGCCAACCGAAAGUGCUUGGCCGACGUCCACGUGUGCGACGGAGACGACGAUUGUGGAGACGGCAGCGAUGAGCUCAAGUGCGCGGCCCCGCUAACCUGCGGGCCCAACCAGUUCCGCUGCAACACCUCGGAGUGCGUGCCGCUCAUGUGGAGCUGCGACGGUGACCCCGACUGCCAAGACGGUUCAGACGAGGGGCCCGAGCGCUGCGGCGGCGAUGGGAUCUUGAGUUUGGGAAACCGCAGGGCCAACUGCACUGCAGAGGAGUUCAGAUGCGCCAACGGAGAGUGCGUGAGGCUGAGCUGGAAGUGUGAUGGAGACCCGGACUGCAAGGACAAGUCUGACGAAGCUGACUGCCCGCUGUUGACGUGUCGGCCGGACGAGUUCCAGUGUGGCGAUGGUUCCUGCAUCCACGGCACCAAGCAGUGUAACAAGGUCCAUGACUGCCUGGAUCACAGCGAUGAGUCCGGCUGCGUCAACGCCACCAAAUGUGAAGGUCCGCUGAAGUUCCUGUGCAAGAACGGAGAGUGCAUCGACAGUUCCAAAGUGUGCGACUCCAUCAAAGACUGCAAGGACCGGUCGGACGAGCCCAAGAAGGAGUGCGGAUUGAACGAGUGCAUGAUCAACAACGGCGGCUGCUCCCACAUCUGCAUGGAUCGUCCAAUCGGCUUUGAAUGCCAAUGUCCCACUGGCUAUCAGCUAUUAGACAAAAAGACUUGUGGUGAUAUCGAUGAGUGUGAAAACCCAGACGCGUGCAGUCAGAUCUGCAUCAACUACAAAGGGGAUUUUAAGUGUGAAUGUUACGAAGGUUAUGAGAUGGAUCCCGUCACAAAGACCUGCAAGGCCGAAGGGAAAAGCCCUUACUUGCUGUUCACUAACCGACAUGAGAUCCGGAGGUUUGACCUGAUGAAGAGGGACUACAGCCAGGUGGUGUCCACCCAGAAGAACGUGGUGGCUCUGGACCUGGACGUGGCCAACAACCGCAUCUUCUGGUGUGAUCGGUUUCACCGCAGGAUAUACAGUGCCUUCAUUCAUGAGGCCAGUGACCCGGCGCAGCAGGUCCUGCUGGUGGACUCGUCCUUGAAAUCCCCUGCAGGCCUGGCUCUGGACUGGCUGCAGCACAACCUGUACUGGACCGACUCCGGUGACAAGUCCAUUUCUGUGGCCUCCGUGGACGGAACCAAGCGGCGGGUCCUCAUCAGUAGCGACCUGAGCGAACCCAGAGCCAUCGCACUGGACCCACAUCAUGGGUUCAUGUACUGGUCGGACUGGGGAACACGGGCCAAGAUAGAGAAGGCUGGGAUGAAUGGAGUGGACCGGCAGGUGCUGGUGGCUGAUAACAUUGAGUGGCCCAACGGCAUCACCCUCGAUGUUGCCAACCGCCGGCUGUACUGGGUGGAUUCAAAGCUGCACCUCAUCGGCAGCGUGAACCUCAACGGCGCCCACCGGAGGACGCACAUGGCGUCGGUGGAGACGCUGGGGCACCCGUACGCUCUGGCUGUGUUCGAGGAUCGCAUCUACUGGACGGACAGAGACAAAGCAGCCGUGUUGAUGGCCAACAGGUUGACGGGUCAGGACAUCCACACUUUGGCAGAGAACCUCAACGACCCUCACGACAUCGUGGUUUUCCAUCAGCUCCGUCAGCUCCAAGGUCCUGAUAGCUGUAACCUGGGAAGUGUGGCCAACGGCGGCUGCGAGUACUUGUGUCUGAAGGCUCCACAGAUCACGGAACACUCUCCCAAAUACACCUGCGCCUGCCCUGAUGGACAGGACCUGGGGCCUGACAUGAGGGGCUGCGUGCCAGCGGCGCCUAGAAAUGAGACCUCGACGGCGUCCACGCAGAGCAGCCGAGCGCCCUCCGAUGACCGUUCCUCAGAGGAAGUGUCGCAGGCGGACGCCACACCCCACCUGACCGUGGGCCCGCCUGCUGCCCACGACCCGCUCAGGCCCGGCAGCACCCUCAAAGCUGUGUCGCCGGAAGAGUCCAAGGCGCUGGGAUCCCACUCGACAGCCACCGCCACCGUCGCCAGCACCACGGCUGCGGGGGACAGCAGCGUCUCGCAGCACUCUGGUGGUGAGAACUUUCUGCUCGGCGAGAACUUAACUGUGGCAGUUUUGGGAGUGGUCAUCCCCAUCGUUCCUAUCGUUGCCACAGUUCUCUUCGGCCUGGUGUGCGCCGGAGUCUACCUGGUGUGGCGCAACUGGAGGCGCAACUCCACCAAGAGCAUGAACUUCGACAACCCUGUCUACCGCAAGACCACCGGAGAGGGCGAGGAGGACGAGAUCCACAUCGGACGGACUGAGGCUCUGGGGCACCACGCGCACCACCAUCCCUACCCGCAGGGCGUCACCAUGGGCGUGGUCGGAGCCGGAGGGGGGUCCUGCCCUCAGUUCAUCGCGCUGCCGCUGGGGGGCAGCAUGCCGGACCCCGGGACACACUGGUACACAGAGCAGCCGAUGCUUUCCUCAGCAAAGUGACCGCCGUCUCUUGCUUCUCUGGACGUACGCUCAGGCGCACGCAGUGAGGUCACCUCAGUUCAUCUGCAGCCAUGUUCUAUGCCAAUAACAGUGUUGUCUCUGAGCCCGAUCUUGUUUCGGCUGAGAAGAAGAAGAGGUUUCCGCCACGGUCUCGAGCCUUGACCGCAGCUGGAACUUUCUGAAUCUUCUCCUUCACACAUUCUAUAAGUGAGUGAUGUGUGUGUGUGUGUGUGUGUCGAGUGUUUCGUGAUGGACCAAGUCAUUUGUCCUUGACCUUUCCAUUCAAGCUGUGAGUGACUGAUGUUACCGAUGAGGGGAGCAGAGACCUUAAAACUGAAACAGUGUUAAUGGGACAAGCUGCAGGGCCUCGCUCUCCAGGGGAGAGAGAGCCGGUCCUCCGAUGAGGCGAACUAAGCUGCUGCACCACCUCAAUCCUCUCCUCCCAGUCACAAAAACAUGAGCCAUUACUCACGUCAGUUUUCUUUGAAACAAAACAGCGGCAUUUGGGGCGAACUUUCUCAGAUUCAUGAUCAUAUUUAUUGAAUAAAAACAAAAGUCAUUGUAUUUUUAAUAAGUGAGGCAAAUACCUACAUUUAAUUAUGUUAAAAGCCCAAAACUAUAGUGCUACUGUAAAACAGUAAAUAAUAGACAGGAAAACUGCUUAAAAGUCUAUUUAAAUACAUGAAUUUAGCUGUUUUUACAUAGAUUUAUAUUUGUUUAAGUAUCUAAAUGUUGAAUAAGUUUUCACCUGUUAUUGAGGUCUUAUGUAUAUUAUUCAUUAUUUCCUGUCACCCCUUUAGACGUAAAGUAUUAUCUGAACUGCUGCAACAGUUUCACCUGGUUUCAGCCCUUUCUCUGGGUUUGUGGUGAUUCCUCAGCCAGAGUGCAGCCUUGUUCAGACUCUUAUUCUGAGUCUCCUGCGACGCCGAGAAACAUUCUCAACAAAGCAAUAUUUAUAAAGGCCUUAUAGUCAUGUUUUAAAUGUGUUUUAUGUCAUAGUAAAUAUGACUGAACAAAUUCUUUUGACUGUGCUGUCAAUUCAUAGAAGGCGGGGUCAUAUCAGAACCUAAUAAUCCAACCACAUAUCUUUAUUUCACACAACAUAUUUGUCGACACGAAGCUUUGUUGUGAUGAAGCAAAUGUCAUCCAGCUGGUUGUUUACGUUACACAGUCGGCUUUUUUUUACAUCCAAAAUCUGUGUUCUCUUGAGAUUAUGUCAAUAUACUGUACAUAUUUUUACACCUCACUGGCAAUAGAUCAUGUAGAUUAAUGGAAGGUUUUGUCAUGAAUUUCCUUAUUAUCUGAAAUUUAAUUAUUUUGAGAUUAUUUAUUGAUUAAUUCAAUGCAAAGUGUAUUAUAUUUAAUUUAAAAAAAAAGCGUUCGAACGACUCAUUUAAAUCCUUUUUGUGAUUUUUAUUUAUCUAUUUAUUCUUUACUAUUAUUAUUAUUUGAACUCUAUGAACUGUAUUGUUGCCAUCUUUUUAUAUAUGUCAUUCAUAGCAUUUUUUAACUGGGAAUAUUGUCUAUCAAUGUCGAGAAAUGGCUCACGUGCGGAAUCGAAUAAUUCUGAAUCCAGCUAUCCAACAGAAAAUACUCCCAUGAUGCAUUGCUGCCAUUGGUAGUGUUGGUUACUGUCGCGCGACCUGUUUCUAGCGACACAUUUCAGGCAACGUUUGUCGCUUAAAAACUGAAAAAUCAGAACAAACCAAUAAUAGUCCAGAUGUUAUGAUGAUGAAAAACAAAAAUGCCAAAUUUAGUCUAUUUAUUUAUUUAUUUUGUUUUAAAUAUACAGGAAAUAAAGGGCUACAAUUCUGUCGUUCCAAUCUGCCACUAACUUUAGACCCGCCACCUGUAGUGUAUGUCCAGUUACAAGUCUUGAAAUAAACAACUAGCAUCGCUGAUAUUACCGGGUUAGUAGCUUAACACUGGUCGGUCUUUAUUGAGGUGUGUGGCCCCACUGUGAUGGAGGAAGAGAAGACAGAAGCCAAAAAUGAAAUCACUUCUUUCCUUUGACUGUCAAGUGUAGUGUGUGUGUGUGUGAGACAGCAAGUCACAGCCCUGACAAAAACACUCAUCAGGCAUUUUUCAAAGCUUCUUUUGAGCCAUACCUGUUUUCCUCCAGAUCAAUGACAUUUCCGGUCGGUUUAGUGAGGGAAGGCCUGGCAGGUGGUCACAUGAUCAGAAACAUGGGGAGGCAAACAAGCGCAGACUGUGAUGUACGUCUCGUUCAACUGUGAAUUACAACCAGCUUCAUUUAACUGUGCGUGUGUGUGUGUGCGAUCACUUCCUGUGCAUGUGUGUGCUGACGUCCAUCCCACCGCCAUAUUUGAACAGUUUUGUACGCUCUGUGUUGCACAACCUUCUUAGAAUGCCUUCUGUAUUAUGUAUUGCAUGGAUGGCGUGCACGACGUGUGUGCGAGCGAGCGUGCGUGUGCGUGAGCUUUUUUGAUUCCAUGAGUUGUAAAUAUGUUUUCAUAAGGUUUUUUGAUAAUGUAAAGCAAAAGAAAAAGGUGUACAUAAGAUUUUAGAUAAAGUGUUGACUAUUAAUUUAUUUGUACAGAGAGCACCGCGUCGUGACGGAUUCUCCACCAAAGUGGUCAGUGUUGUUUCUUGCCGUGCGUUUUUCAUUUGGCUCAGUUGCUCACGUAUGACACACAGCGCCUCCCGCUGAUGGUUUUACGUCUUUCUCCCCUGCAUUCUCACGUCGUAGAAGAUGAUAUUUUGGGUUCGGUCAUGGUUUAAGUGUGCCUUUUUGAUUUUCAUUUCUCCACGUUUCCCCUCAGUAUUAAACAGGGAUCGACCGCUGACGUCACCUGUAAGACAAAAAACUGUGUUGACAACUUGUUUUGAUCUUCUGUCAUGGAUUACUUUUGAAUAUCUCUAUAUAUUGGUACAUAAAAUUUGAUUGAAAAAGUCA
This is a messenger RNA of Synchiropus splendidus (mandarinfish), 5964 nucleotides long. RefSeq names its product low-density lipoprotein receptor-related protein 8-like. The record is from RefSeq and is a predicted model, not a curated record. Gene Ontology annotation, molecular function: protein binding; catalytic activity; calcium ion binding. The transcript has 18 exons. Lineage: Eukaryota; Metazoa; Chordata; Actinopteri; Syngnathiformes; Callionymidae. The coding region runs from base 75 to 3047 and encodes 990 amino acids.